AUGGUUACACUAUCACCUCACGGGCUCAGGGACGGUCCCUGGCUUGGGACUAUGGCUGACCGAUAUAUCGGCUACACUUCAGUUGAGGCGGGCACUUCUGCCCUUAAAGCGUCCAAUUUCAAAAAUGAAAAAUACGUUUCAUUAAACAAUUUAAGCAAAAUAUUUCAACCCAUUUGCAUUGAAACCAGCAACAACAACAACUACAACAACUACAACUACAACAACUACAACAACAACCACAACAACAACCACAACAACAAACCCUUCAUAAACAAAAUUGACAUCAACAACAAACAUCCAAUAACGUUUGGCCUAAUCACGUGUCUCGGUUUAGUCGGAAAUGGUUUGGUUAUCUACGUCAUAGUGACUAAAGAACGCAUGCGUACGGUUAUAAACUUGUUGCUGUUGAAUUUGGCCGUGGCUGACCUAUCAUUCGUCUUCGUUAUACCGCCAUCUACAGCUUACAUAUUUGCGUUUGAAACAUGGCACUUCGGCACUGUGGCCUGCAAACUCAUGCACUACCUGGUAAACGUGACAGCCUACGUGACAGUCUACACCCUUGUCCUGGUGACAGUCGUUCGCUACCUGACCAUCGUCCACAACCUCAAAACAUCUCGCUUUCGCACGCGCCCCAUCAUCGUCUGCCUCAUCUGCGCCAUCUGGGUCAUCGCAUGCCUCGCCAACUCCUUCAUCUUCGUUGCGUACGGGACUUUCAGCGAUUUGAAAACGCCAGAAAUGAUUAGUUGCGAUCUUUACGAUGGAAAUAACGGUAAACCAAUGUACGCCCUCUUCUUCCUGCUGGCUUAUCUGCUGCCACUCAUCAUUAUCGCGUUUCUUUCGAUUGGGAUUGCCAGGCAGAUGGCGAGAAAUCGACCGACAACUCACGCUGCAGCUCUGCGUAAAAUGCGCUCAGCUCGGCGCAAGAGACAAAUCGGAAGGUUGUUGAUAUUCGUCGUGGUAUUGUUCGCUGCUUUCUGGCUGCCGAUCCACAUUCACCUCCUGGUGGCCUACUUUGGCAAAAUAUCGACUAGCGAUUUUUAUCGAGUUUUAACGUUUCUCUGGUAUUGUCUGGCCUACGCGAAUUCAUGCGUCAAUCCCAUCAUAUACAAUUGCGCCUCGAAAGAUUUCAGGAUCGCAUUCAAAGAAACGGUUGUCUGUUUACCGAUAAAACCGACAAACCGAGUCGAGUUGAGUAAUUCAAUAUUGGUUAACGGAGACCAUAGGAGCGAUGUUCACAAUAAUGUUCGAGCCUGUGGCGGGGGUCGUGCCUAUAAGGAAGAGAGUAUUAUGGACGAGUUUGUCGAGGGCCGAAAAUGUAAUGCUGUGACGAAAUAUAAACAAUUUCGACGACACGAUUUCAAAACCUUCACAGUUGAAAUUAUCAACAAUUUUCACAUCCUCAACAACAACAUCAACAACAGCAUCAACAUCAACAACAUCAACAUUAACAAAAACAGCAGUGGCAGCAGCAGCAACAACAACAUCAGCAACCACAAUAACAAUAACACCAUCAGCAUCAUCCACAAGCAAACAAUCAACAUAAACCAGCUUUAA
Molecule: messenger RNA, 1554 nt
Organism: Helobdella robusta
Lineage: Eukaryota; Metazoa; Annelida; Clitellata; Rhynchobdellida; Glossiphoniidae
Exons: 5
Coding region: 1-1554 (517 amino acids)
Biological process (GO): G protein-coupled receptor signaling pathway
Cellular component (GO): membrane
Molecular function (GO): G protein-coupled receptor activity
Source: RefSeq, a predicted model, not a curated record